UUACACAUGUGCAAGGUCCAAAGAUCAGAGUGUGCAUGCGUUUGGGUAGUGGGUCCCCCUGGUAUAAAAGCAACCAGCUGUGAGACUGACUGCAACAGUCCCUCUUCUCCGCUCCCUCGUCUCUGACUGGGGUCUGUCCCUGUCUCAUCAUGGAUGCCGUGCAGGGUUUUGGGGUGAGCGCCACCCACUACCUGCAGACCAACUACCCGGACGCCCAGGGCUUGUUCCUCUGGGUGUCCUGGGCUGCGGAUCUCAGAAACACCUUCUUCAUUUUCUUCCCACUUUGGUUCCAUCUGCGGGCGUCAGUGGGCAUCAAGCUCAUCUGGGUGGCCGUGAUCGGAGACUGGCUCAACUUGGUGUUUAAAUGGAUUCUGUUUGGGGAGAGGCCGUACUGGUGGGUCCAUGAGACGCCUUAUUACGCCAACGCUGUCCCGCCUCACAUUGAGCAGUACCCCAUGACCUGCGAGACCGGGCCAGGCAGCCCGUCGGGUCACGCUAUGGGGGCAGCGGGGGUCUACUACACCCUGGUCACCUCCAUUCUCACUGUUGUGAGCAGCAGGAAGAAGCACGGAGGCAAGAAACCGAGCAGCACAAACUGGUACCUGAAGGUCGUCCUGUGGACACUGUUCUGGGGGGUCCAGGUGUGCGUCUGUCUCUCCAGGGUCUUCAUCGCCGCCCACUUCCCCCACCAGGUCGUUGCAGGUGUUAUCACAGGCAUGCUUGUGGGUGAAGCUUUCAACCGGACUGAGUGGAUCUACAGCGCCAGCAUGAGGAAGUACUUCUACACCACCCUCUUCUUGACCUCCUUUGCUGUGGGCUUCUACGUCCUCCUCAAAGCGCUGGGUGUUGACCUGCUGUGGACUCUGGACAAAGCCCAGAGGUGGUGCAUCCGGCCCGAGUGGGUCCACCUGGACUCCACGCCCUUCGCCAGCCUGCUGCGUAACAUGGGCACCCUGUUCGGCCUGGGCCUGGGCCUGCACUCGCCUCUUUACACCGAGACCAAGAGGAGCGGCAGCGCGCUGGUCAGAGCCGGCUGCAUUGUGAGCUCGCUGUUCCUGCUGCACCUGUUCGACUCUGUCAAGCCUCCCACUCACACCGCAGCCCUGUUCUACCUGCUGUCCUUCUGCAAGAGCGCCACCGUGCCUCUGGUCAGCGUCAGCAUCAUCCCGUACUGUGUGAAGGGAGCCCUGGGCCUGCAGCACAAAAAGGGUCUGUGAGCGACGGCGCCACAGUGAAAGGACUAAUUGAUGGAUCUCUUCUAGACAAAACAGACUUUCCUUAGAUGCUCAAUGCAUUAUGUGAAUCAGCUGAUCCUCAGGAAAAACAGAAGGAUCGAUGCGAAUAGUCACUGGUGUCAUUUAGACACUGACCUCUUUGUGCACUGUGUGGCACUCAGUGAAGGCACUGCAUUCAGCAGAAUAUUAUUAGUGAUGCCAGAGCUUUAAUGCGCUGUUUGAAAUGUCAUAUUAAUGUAUUUUAAAUAAUGUCGAAUGUUUUCUUUAAGGUGUUUUGAACAUUUUUUAUUAAAACUUUUGAGAUGUA
Molecule: messenger RNA, 1542 nt
Organism: Betta splendens (Siamese fighting fish)
Lineage: Eukaryota; Metazoa; Chordata; Actinopteri; Anabantiformes; Osphronemidae
Gene: g6pc1a.2
Product: glucose-6-phosphatase catalytic subunit 1a, tandem duplicate 2
Exons: 5
Coding region: 150-1217 (355 amino acids)
Biological process (GO): gluconeogenesis; glucose 6-phosphate metabolic process
Cellular component (GO): membrane
Molecular function (GO): glucose-6-phosphatase activity
Source: RefSeq, a predicted model, not a curated record